GCCGCCCCCGCCGCUCCGCGAUGGCCAGCCCGCCGCCGCAGGGGGCUCCCGGGCCGGCGGGCGGCGGCGAGGCCCCGAACCUGAACAACAACAACAACAACAACAACAACCAGGGCGUGCGCAAGUGCGGCUACCUGCGCAAGCAGAAGCACGGCCACAAGCGCUUCUUCGUGCUGCGCGGGCCCGGCGCGGGCGCCGACGAGGCGCCGCAGCCGCCGCGGCUCGAGUACUACGAGAGCGAGAAGAAGUGGCGGAGCAAGGCGGGCGCGCCGAAGCGGGUCAUCGCGCUGGACUGCUGCCUGAACAUCAACAAGCGCGCCGACGCCAAGCACAAGUACCUGAUCGCCGUCUACACCAAGGACGAGUACUUCGCCGUGGCGGCCGACAACGAGCAGGAGCAGGAGGGCUGGUACCGCGCGCUCACCGACCUGGUCAGCGAGGGCCGCGCGGCCGCCGGCGAUGCGCCCCCGGCCGCCGCCGCCGCAUCCUGCAGCGCCUCCCUGCCCGGCGCCCUGGGCGGCUCGGCCGAUGACAGCUACGGGCUGCUGGCGCCCGCCGCGGCCGCCUACCGGGAGGUGUGGCAGGUGAACCUGAAGCCCAAGGGCCUGGGCCAGAGCAAGAACCUGACGGGCGUGUACCGCCUGUGCCUCUCGGCGCGCUCCAUCGGCUUCGUGAAGCUCAACUGCGAGCAGCCGUCGGUGACGCUGCAGCUCAUGAACAUCCGGCGCUGCGGCCACUCGGACAGCUACUUCUUCAUCGAGGUGGGCCGCUCGGCCGUCACGGGCCCCGGCGAGCUGUGGAUGCAGGCCGACGACUCGGUGGUGGCGCAGAGCAUCCACGAGACCAUCCUGGAGGCCAUGAAGGCGCUCAAGGAGCUCUUCGAGUUCCGGCCGCGUAGCAAGAGCCAGUCGUCCGGCUCGUCGGCCACGCACCCCAUCAGCGUCCCCGGCGCGCGCCGCCACCACCACCUGGUGAACCUGCCGCCGAGCCAGACGGGCCUGGUGCGGCGCUCGCGCACCGACAGCCUGGCCGCCACGCCGCCCGCCGCCAAGUGCAGCUCCUGCCGGGUGCGCACGGCCAGCGAGGGCGACGGCGGCGCGGCGGCGGCCGCGGGGGGCGGCGGCCGGCCCGUGUCGGUGGCCGGCAGCCCGCUGAGCCCCGGGCCCGUGCGCGCGCCCCUGAGCCGCUCGCACACCCUGAGCGGCGGCUGCGGCGGCCGCGCGAGCAAGGUGGCGCCGGCGCCGGCAGGGGGCGUCCUGCAGCACAGCCGCUCCAUGUCCAUGCCCGUGGCGGCCGGCCACUCGCCGCCCGCCGCCGCCACCAGCCCCGGCAGCCUGUCGUCCAGCAGCGGCCACGGCUCGGGCCCGCCCUCGCACGUGCCGCACCCGCUGGCCGCCCACCACCACCACCACCACCAGCACCAGCACCAGCAGCCCCCGGGCCAGCGGCCCUCCAGCGGCAGCGCCUCGGCCUCGGGCUCGCCCAGCGACCCGGGCUUCAUGUCCCUGGACGAGUACGGCUCCAGCCCCGGCGACCUCCGCGCUUGCUGUAGCCACCGGAGCAACACGCCCGAGUCCAUCUCCGAGACGCCGCCGGCCAGGGACGGCCCCGGGGGCGGCGAGCUGUGCGGCUACAUGAGCAUGGACAGGCCCCCGAGCCACUGCGGCCGCGCCUACCGCAGAGUCUCCGGGGACGGCGCCCCGGACCUGGACCGCGGGCUCCGGAAGAGGACCUACUCGCUGACCACGCCCGCGCGCCAGCGCCCGGCGCCGCCGCAGCCCUCGUCCGCCUCGCUGGACGAGUACACGCUGAUGCGGGCCACCUUCUCGGGCAGCGCGGGCCGCCUGUGCCCGCCGUGCCCUGCCUGCUCCCCGAGGCCCACCUACCAGCCGUACCCGGAGGACUACGGCGACAUCGAGAUCGGCUCGCACGGCGGCUCCGGUGGCCUUGCGCGCCCCGACGACGGCUACGUGCCCAUGACCCCCGGCGCCGCCCUGCUGGUGGGCGCGGGCGGCCGCGGCGACGACUACAUGCCCAUGAGCCCCACCAGCGUGUCGGCUCCCAAGCAGAUCCUGCAGCCCCGCGGCGCCGCCGCCACGGCCACCACGGCCCUGCCGCCCUCGGGGGCGGCUGUGCCCACGCCCCGCGCCGCGGCCAGCCGGGCCUUCGCGGGGCCUGCGGGCGGCGCCUACAAGGCCGGCUCCCCGGCCGGGAGCUCCCCCGAGGACAGCGGGUACAUGCGCAUGUGGUGUGGCUCCAAGCUGUCCAUGGAGAGCGCCGACAGCAAGCUGCUUCCCAACGGGGACUACCUCAACAUGUCCCCCGGCGAGGCGGGCGCCGCGGGCACGCCCCCGGACUACUUCUCGGCGGCCUUGCAGGGCGGCGGCGGCGGCACCGGCUGCUGCCCGGGCUCCCUGCCCCGCUGCCACAAGGCCGCGCACCCGUGCGGCGGCGACCACUAUGUGCUCAUGAGCUCCCCGGUGGGGCGUAUCCCCGAAGAGGACAGGCUGGAGCCGCAGGCGACCCCUGGGAGCGCGCAGGCCGGACACCCGCAGCAGGCUCCCCAGGCAGUGCCUUCGCCCCUGAGGCCGGGGGGCCGCCCGGAGGGCCCCCUGAGCCAGCGCUGCCGGGCGGUGCGGCCCACGCGCCUGGCCCUGGAGGGGCUGCACCCGCUGCCCGGCCCGCAGGAGGACACGCUGCCGCCCGAGCCCCGGAGCCCCGGCGAGUACAUCAACAUCGACUUCGGCGAGGCGGCCGCGCGCCUGUCGCCCCCGGCCGCGCCGCUGCUGGCGUCGGCGGCCUCGUCCUGCUCCCUGCUGUCGGCCAGCAGCCCGGCCUCGUCGCUGGGCUCGGGCACGCCGGGCACCGGCAGCGACAGCCGCCAGCGCUCCCCGCUCUCUGACUACAUGAACCUGGACUUCAGCUCGCCCAGGUCGCCGCGGCCGGGCACGCAGGGCGCGGACGCCGCGGGCCCCCUGGACGGCCUCCUGUCGCCCGAGGCCGCCUCGCCGUGCCCGCCGCUGCCCCCUCGCCCCUCCGCCUCCGCGUGCUGCCCGCCGCCGCCGCCCGCGCCGGGGGACCUGUACCGCCUGCCCCCCGCGCCGGCCGCCCCCGCCCCCGCGGCCCAGGGCCCCGGCGCUGCCGCCCGGGCGCUCUCCAACACCGGCGACAACGACGACUACACCGAGAUGGCCUUCGGCGUGGCCGCCACCCCGCCGCAGCCCAUCGCGGCGCCUCCGAAGCCCGACGGGGCCCGAGUAUCCAGCCCCACGUCCGGCCUGAAGAGACUGAGCCUCAUGGACCAGGUGUCGGGCGUCGAGGCCUUCCUGCAGGCCGGCCAGCCCGCUGACCCGCACCGGGGGGCCAAGGUCAUCCGCGCCGACCCGCAGGGCGGCCGCCGCCGCCACAGCUCCGAGACCUUCUCGUCGACCACCACGGUCACCCCCGUGUCCCCGUCCUUCGCGCACAACUCCAAGCGCCACAACUCGGCUUCGGUGGAAAACGUCUCUCUCAGGAAAGCCGGCGAGGGCGGCGGGGGUGCGGGCGCGGGCGAGGAGCCCCCCGCAUCCCCGCGCCGCGCGCAGCCGCCCGCCCCGCAGACGCAGACACAGGCGCGGCCGUGGACGCCCGGCCUGCCCGCCGCGGGCCUGCUGGGCUGCCCGGGGGCCGGCGGCUCGCCCAUGCGCAGGGAGACGUCCGCCGGCUUCCAGAAGGGCCUCAACUACAUCGCCAUCGACGUGCGGGACGAGCCGCACCCGCAGGCGGCCGACAAGGGCGCCUGGAGCCGGGCGCGCGGCCUGGGCGGCCUGCUCAGUGCCGUGGGCGGCGGCGGCGGCGGCGCAGGCGGCGGGUGCGGGGGCCCCGGCGCGGGCACGCUGCCCUCGGCCAACGCCUACGCCAGCAUCGACUUCCUGUCCCACCGCCUGAAGGAGGCGGCGGCCGUGAAAGAGUGAAACGCCCAGCAGAGCGGAAGCCGACGUCUCCCGGGUUGGAAGCAGCUUGCCCUCCGUGUUGGGAUCUGAGCGGUGACCCUGCGAGCCGCCCACGCCUCUCGUGCCCCCACGCGGGGCGUUCACCGUCGUGCUGUCCAUGUCCUGUUUGUUGUUGAUUUUUUAAGAAAAAAAAAACACAGAA
Lepus europaeus (European hare) is the source of this 4134-nucleotide messenger RNA. RefSeq names its product insulin receptor substrate 2 (gene IRS2). Gene Ontology annotation, cellular component: cytosol; plasma membrane. Gene Ontology annotation, biological process: insulin receptor signaling pathway. Gene Ontology annotation, molecular function: phosphatidylinositol 3-kinase binding; insulin receptor binding. The record is from RefSeq and is a predicted model, not a curated record. The transcript has 2 exons. Bases 21 to 3953 code for a protein of 1310 amino acids. NCBI's taxonomy places the organism in Eukaryota, Metazoa, Chordata, Mammalia, Lagomorpha, Leporidae.